AAAAACCUUCCAAAAAUGCAAAUGUCUGUGAGUGAGUCAAUUGCGAAUCCCUUUUCCUACAAAUACAAUUUAAUUCCCACAAACCCUUAUAUCUCUGUACAUAGUUCUAUGCCUACAAUAAUUCAAAAUUCUUUAUGAUAAUGUAUCUCGAGAUCUUGUGAUGAUCAUCCAAUUUUGGAUUAUUCCAAGAUGUUCCCACUUAACUGCUGGACAUGUCUGGGGGCAUCUCCUUCACAAAGCUUAAAUCAGAUUGGCUAAGGCACUGGGAUUUGUUUGGCAUGCCUUCAUCAAAACCCAUAUGCUACAAGCAAUUGCUUUGAUUUCUGUGUAUAGGUACAGAUUCUUAAAUUCUUCUUCAGCUAUAUAUUAUAUGCAUCAGCAGAGGCAUAUACUAAAGGGAAUAUGAGAGCAAAUUUUUGAAGUUUGCAAAGGAGAUUCUUAUAAGGACCAGGCAUAUAAGAAAGGCCAUACUCAAAUUGACUCCGCUUCGAAAAUCUUUUCGUUUUUUUUUUUUCUGUUGAAUUCCGAUGGAGAAGCUUCUUAAUUCGUAUGACAAGGAAUUUAUGAAAAUGGCCAUGUUAAAGCACGAGGAAACAUUUCGAGAGCAGGUUUAUGAACUUCAUCGUCUUUAUCAAACUCAGAAGAUGCUAAUGAGAGAAACUGCCAAAAAUAGGCGAAACUGGCAGGAAUACGUGAUUAAUUCCAAUAAGCUCAAUGAUGAUAACGAUAUUCAUACAAAGGCCAUGAAAUGUCUUGACUUGGAACAGCCUGCUAGAGAGUUUAUAGCAGAAUCAGAUGACACUAGAGUGCUCGACAUUGAAGAUUACUAUGAUCUUGAGUUGACAUUAGGCCCGAAAAGCUAUUCCACGAGGGGAAAAGCCGGUGGAACACCACCGGUAUCAGGUUCAGGACUGAGCAUUUCUUCUUCCUCCACUGGAUCAAACCAUGUAAAGAGAACAAGACAAUAUGCAAGAGAAGAACCAUUAAACCAGCAGAAAUGGGGACUAGAAAUUCCUGUGUCAAAUCCUAGUUUCCUUGGAGGAAGGAAAAAUAGUUCUGAGGUGGAAGAACAUAUAAGACAAGAUAGAUUAAAUACUCCACCUUGGCUUUUCCAGGUUUUAAGCCUGAAUAUGAGUUGAGAAAGGGGAAAAUAUUCAUCUCAACUCAGUAUAAUAAUAUCUGUAGACUGCAUAUUGUCAUCUGAUUCUGUGAAUAUUGAUUGGAUUUUAUUUUGAUAUUAACUUGCUAGUUUUUACUUGUAA
Messenger RNA from Olea europaea var. sylvestris, 1262 nucleotides. RefSeq lists its product as uncharacterized. The transcript has 4 exons. NCBI's taxonomy places the organism in Eukaryota, Viridiplantae, Streptophyta, Magnoliopsida, Lamiales, Oleaceae. Bases 528 to 1139 code for a protein of 203 amino acids. The record is from RefSeq and is a predicted model, not a curated record.